AUGAUCAAAGCAGUCUGUAUCAUCAACAAUCACGGCAAACCUCGAUUGGCCAAAUUCUAUCAAUCGGUCGAAAGUGAAGCCCUCCAACAAACGGUCAUUCGACGCAUUUACCAACAAGUGGCACAACGAGACGAUACCUUUUGCAAUUAUCUAGAAGGAAUUGUACCAGAGUUAGGAGAUAAUGUCAAACUCAUUUAUCGACAUUACGCGACACUUUAUUUUGUCUUUGCCGUUGAUUCGCAAGAAUCGGAUCUUGGGAUUCUAGAUCUGAUUCAAGUCUUUGUGGAGAGUUUGGACAAAUGCUUUGAAAAUGUCUGUGAACUGGAUCUCAUCUUUCAUUCCGACAGGGUCCACUAUUGCUUAGAUGAAAUUGUCAUGGGAGGGAUGGUUCUGGAGACCAAUAUUGGUGCCAUUCUACAGUCCAUCAAGGACCAAACCAAAUUACACAAGGAUAGUCUGUCCAAGGCAGAUGCCAAUGAAUCAUCCUCGGCGAUUCGGGAAAGAAUUGGCACCGAACAGAGUACUUGGCAAUAUAAUUGGUAG
This is a messenger RNA of Seminavis robusta, 543 nucleotides long. NCBI's taxonomy places the organism in Eukaryota, Bacillariophyta, Bacillariophyceae, Naviculales, Naviculaceae. The record is from the annotation of a GenBank genome assembly.